CCCUCCCACAUCUUCAGCUCUGCUCCUCGGGUUGCUUCUCAUGUGGUUUUUCCCCCUGCAUUAGCUUUUUGCUUUCAUGGUGUUGAAUGCGUAUUAGUUACCCGAGGGCUGAUGGUUGAUGUUCCUGAUGGCGCAGGAGUGUGGAGUCCGAGUGCUGUGUCGUUUCAGACCCCUGAACGAGUCAGAAGUCAAGAGAGGAAGCAAAUACACCAUCAGGUUUCAGAGCAGUGACAAGGUGCUGGUCGGGGGCAAGCCUUAUGUGUUUGACCGGGUUUUUCCACCCAACACAACGCAAGAGCAGGUUUAUGAAUCGUGUGCUAAAGACACCAUAAAAGAUGUUCUGGGUGGCUACAAUGGAACCAUAUUCACCUACGGUCAAACAUCAUCAGGGAAAACACACACCAUGGAGGGGACGCUUCAUGACCCUCAGAUGAUGGGGAUCAUUCCUCGAAUCGUUCUUGAUAUAUUCGAUCAUAUUUACUCCAUGCAGCAGAACCUUGAGUUCCAUAUCAAGGUUUCCUUCUUUGAAAUCUACCUGGAGAAAAUCAGGGAUUUGUUAGACGUGUCGAAGACCAACAUGGCGGUGCAUGAGAACAAAAACCGUGUUCCCUUUGUAAAGGGUUGUACCGAGCGUUUCGUCUCCAGUGCGGAGGAAAUGAUGGAGGUGAUUGAUGAAGGAAAAGCGAACAGACAUGUAGCAGUAACCAAUAUGAACGAGCACAGUUCCCGUAGCCACAGCAUCUUCCUUAUCAGUAUCAAACAGGAGCAUCUGGAUACAUCACAUAAACUGACAGGAAAACUCUACCUGGUCGAUCUUGCUGGCAGUGAAAAGGUCAGUAAAACAGGAGCCGCAGGCGCCGUGCUGGAUGAAGCAAAAAUGAUCAACAAGUCUCUAUCAGCUCUCGGCAAUGUGAUCUCUGCACUGGCAGAGGGGACUAAAACCCAUGUGCCAUACCGUGACAGUAAGAUGACUCGGAUCCUUCAGGAUUCUCUGGGUGGAAACUGCAGAACUACCAUCAUCAUCUGCUGCUCUCCGUCUGUCUUUAACGAGGCCGAGACGAGAUCCACGCUCCUCUUUGGACAAAGAGCAAAGCGCAUCCGAAACAAGGUGUGUGUGAACUUGGAGUUGACUGCAGAGGAGUGGAAGAAGAAAUAUGACAAAGAGAAACAGAAAGGAAUCAAUAUGAAAGAGCUCGUAGAGAAACUACAGACCGAGCUCAGUCAGUGGACAAGUGGUGUGUGUGUUCCUGUGAUUGAGCCGUCAAUUGAUGAACAGGAAGUGCUUACUGACCCCAUGCCGGUCAUCAGUGACUGCUUUGCUUCUGAAACGCCGGCACUCGAGAACGGUCAGUGCGAGGAGAGCAUCAACGACCUGUACAAACUACUGGAUGAUAAGGAUGAAGAGAUUAAUGUACAGACGCAGCUGGUGGAGAAACUGAGGCUACAGAUGGAAGUGCAGGAAGAGUUUUUGGCGUCGUCGCAGAGGGACUGCGUUCGCAUUCAGGAGGAGCUGAGUUCUCUGCAGAGAGACGGUGUGGAGAUGACGACAGACGUGGGGGAGGUUCUGUCUGCGCUGGAGGAACUCGCUCUUAACUAUGACAAGAAGAGUGAAGCUGCCUCCAAGUCAACACACACCAACCACGUACUCGGGGAGCAGCUCGCCAUGAAGAACGAGAUGAUCGAAGCUGCUCAGAUUGAGAUAGAAGAGCUACAGGAGUUUAACGCUGUUCAGAAGAGGAUGACCAUGGACAUUCUUCGUGUGCUCCUGAGAGAUCUGAGCGACAUGGGAACUGACAUCUGUGUUCGUGAAAUCCUGACGGUGUGUGAAGUUGGCGUUUCUUUAGAUGAUGAGUUCUCAGUGGUUCAUCUUUUCCUGACCGAACUCAAGUCUAAAAUGAAGGUUAUCGUCAAUCACACCAAACAGUUAGAGUCCACCCAUGAGCACGGUUUAUUUAAAAUCCUCACCGGCGAGAGAGAGCUGGCAUCCAGUCACUUACUCAUCUCUCAGUACCAGGUGAAGAUCAAGUCUUUGACCGAAAGUUUGCAAAACGCUGAGGAGAUGAGGAGAGCCCUGGAGAUCACUCGGCGCUCACUUGCCGAAGAUUUAACCAAAAUUCACACACAUGAAAGCAACCUGGAUUUGUGUGAACUUCAGAAGCAGGAAGAGCUUCUAAAGAAAAAACAAUCACAGCAGAUACAGGGUGUUGGAAUUGAGGGUCACAAAGAGACAAAGAUGUUGAUUGAACUGCGUGAGGAUUUCAACAACAAGCAGAUGAUGUUGGAUGAACUGAAGGAGAUUAAUGAGAAUUUGGUGCUGGAGAAGAAAAGACUGCAGUGUGAAUAUGAAACCCUGAGGAGACAAGAGCAGGAGAAAGAAAUCGAGCUACAGAAACUGAUCAUGUAUAAUGAGAACAUGAAGCACCAUGGGGGUGAGCUGAGAGACUUCGAAGAGACACUGGCCGGACAACUUCAGUCUUUACAUCAUUUGCGGAAAAUGUUUGUGCAGAAUCUGACCAUGAAAAUGAGCUGUGAGCUGUACUGCGAGGAUGGAGGAAGCCAUGCGUUACAUAAACAUAAGAGUUCUUUCCUGAAGAACAAUCUCGAACAGCUCACCAAAGUCCAUAAGCAGCUGCUACGGGAGAACGCAGAUCUGCGCUGUGAGCUGCCCAAACUGGAGAGGCGUUUUCGUGCGAUGAUGGAGAGGGUGAAGGCUCUCGAAUGCGCUCUCAGAGAGACCAAACGGAGCGCAUCACAAGAGCGCAGACUCUACCAGCAGGCGGUGGAACGCAUCAAAGAUACAAUACGAGCUAAGAACAUGGUCUGUUGCGGACACUCGACUCUCAUUGAAAAGCCUAUUCGAUCUGACCACCAUCACACCUUCUCUGUAACCACUGCAAGUGGAGGACCAACAAUCUAUAUCCAUCACCAUGUGUAAUUUUUCUUUGCCACUGUGUGUGUUUACGUGUGUCUGUGUGCGUCCAAAUGACUGAACUCACCGAGGGUUUGUGGAACAUUUCUAUAGAGACUUCUUCCUCUGGUUUCACUCGUUUCUUCACAGCAUUGUAUCUAUAAUAUUGUGCAGUAAAAAAAAUAAAAUAUAUUUUUUUCGGAA
Molecule: messenger RNA, 3112 nt
Organism: Silurus meridionalis
Lineage: Eukaryota; Metazoa; Chordata; Actinopteri; Siluriformes; Siluridae
Product: kinesin heavy chain-like
Exons: 25
Coding region: 119-2935 (938 amino acids)
Biological process (GO): microtubule-based movement
Molecular function (GO): microtubule motor activity; microtubule binding; ATP binding
Source: RefSeq, a predicted model, not a curated record